AUGGAGAAGGUUUCACGGCUAGCCGAGGACCACAACCCAGCCCUGCAGCCCCCUGCCCAGCCCUCGAGACCUCCCCAAACCCAGCUCCUGAGGAGUAACAGCAGUCUCCGCACAUUCGAGGACCAAGUCCUCUGUCCCAUUUGCCUGGAGGUGUUCCUCAACCCGGUCACCACCGCCUGCGGGCACAACUUCUGCAUGACCUGCCUCCAAGGUUUCUGGGACCACCAGGCCUCCAUGGGCAAGACCCUCUACUGCCCCCAGUGCCGAGAGAGCUUCCCCUCCAGACCGCGCCUCUGCAAGAAUGGCAUCCUGCAGGAGAUGGUGACCUGCUUCACCCAGGCCAAGGGCCAGACCUUGGGAUCCCCCCGGAUCCUGGCGGGGCCCGGGGACGUGCCCUGCGACUUCUGUUCUCCGCAGAAGCUCAAGUCAGUCAAGUCCUGUCUGCAGUGCAUGGCCUCCCUGUGCGAGAAGCACCUGCUCAGCCACUUCGAGGACCACGCGUUCCAGGACCACCAGCUGCUGGAGCCCGUGUGGGACCUCCAGAGCCGCGUGUGCCGGAAGCACCGCAAGCUGCGGGCCCUGUACUGCCGCACAGAAGGCUGCUGUGUGUGCGGGGCCUGCCUGCUGGAGGAGCACGAGAACCACGACACCCUCCCUGAGGAGGAGCGGGCCCGCGAGGAGGUGGAGGUUCGGAAGGUUCAGGCCAGUGUGGAAAACCAGAUGCUGAUCAUCAACUCUGACAGCCAGAAGCACCGAGGGCAGGUGGCCUUUCUCUCGAAACUGAUCCAGACAACACGUGAGGAGGUGAACACCUGCUUCUCAGAGAUCAUCCAGGAGGUCAGACAGCUGCAGAUGAAGGUCUUGGAUUUUGUGGAGAAAGAGGAGGCCACCGCUCUGGGGAAGCUAGGCAGCUCCAUCCAGCAGAGCCACAACCGGCUCCUGAAGCUGGAGGGGGACAGCAUCUGGCUCCGCACCCUCCUUGCCAACAGGAGUGACCAGCAGUUUCUGCAGGAGUUCCCCAGGCUGAAACACUUCCCUGCCUACGUGGAACCCCUGAUGGGAACCAACUGUGAGGAGAAGCAGACCUUCCUCCAGUUGCCAGAGACCCUGGCGGAGCUCCGCAGCCGGCUGAUGGAUGUGGGUCUCAGCUUCAUCAAUCAGCUCCUCCUGAAGGGCAUUAAGAUGAACUCCUAUGAGGUGCUGCCGCCAGCUGUGGACAGAAAAACACUUCUCAAGUGUUACUGCAACCUGAACUUUGACCCCACCACGGCCAGCGAGGAGCUGUUCCUGUUCACGGAGACCCACUCGGUGCUGAACCUGGGCAUCCUGCUGGAGCCCUUCGCCGCGGGCGGCCCCUUCCCCGGCUUCAAGCAGUGGCCGCAGGUGCUGUGCUCGCGCGGCCUGUCCGAGGGCCGCCACUACUGGGAGGCCGACGUGUCCAACUCGUGGGUGUGCCUGGGCCUCACCUACCGCCGCAGCCCCCCGCUCGGCGGCCGCCCGCGCCGCAACGUCGUCUACCUGCUGGGCCGCAACCCCUACUCGUGGUGCCUGGAGUGGGACUCGCUCAAGUUCUCCGUGUGGCACAACAACACGCAGACGGUGCUGCACGGCGGUUACCAGCGCACGCUCGGCGUGGCGCUCGACUGCGGCGCCGGCUGCCUCUCCUUCUACUGCGUGGCGGGCGGCGUGAGCCUGCUCUACCGCUUCCUCGUCUCCUUCCUGGAGCCGCUCUGCCCCGCGGUCAUGGUCAGCAGCGGCGCCUCGGUCACGCUCAAGCAGCACCCGGAGGGGGGCGUAGGCCGCGGUCAAUAA
This is a messenger RNA of Neomonachus schauinslandi (Hawaiian monk seal), 1812 nucleotides long. Its product is annotated as E3 ubiquitin/ISG15 ligase TRIM25-like. Lineage: Eukaryota; Metazoa; Chordata; Mammalia; Carnivora; Phocidae. Gene Ontology annotation, molecular function: zinc ion binding; protein binding. The record is from RefSeq and is a predicted model, not a curated record.